Eleginops maclovinus (Patagonian blennie) is the source of this 6189-nucleotide messenger RNA. RefSeq names its product fibrosin-like 1 (gene fbrsl1). The coding region runs from base 898 to 5091 and encodes 1397 amino acids. Lineage: Eukaryota; Metazoa; Chordata; Actinopteri; Perciformes; Eleginopidae. The transcript has 20 exons. The record is from RefSeq and is a predicted model, not a curated record.
GGUGGGGGGGGUGGGAUUUUAAUCACUCCUGUCGCUUUAAGGACACUUAUCAAAGCCUUCUUAUGCGAAUAGAAAAUACCACGAGCCACCGAGCAGCCAAAGGGACGGACCUGAGUGGAUUUAUAGGAAACUCUACAUUAUCUCAACUGGAAUAGACCGCUUCAUCGCCUCAUGGAGUUUGGCCACACACUGGAUGUCUUAUUCGGAUCAUUGAGGGAAUAUUGCGCAUAAGUAGCUCUCGGACUUGGGAUCCGUGUGAAGCGCAGAGAGGAAUAUGGGGAUUAUUCACUCAUCCAGCAGACACCAUCGAUAGCCUGCGUACUUUACUCGCCAGGCGGGUUUUGUUUCGGACGGAUAGUGUCCAGAGCUCGGUGUUUGACAGCCCUGGAUCAUGGAUCGGGGAGGUGGAAAACAACAGCGACAUGAUUCUCUGUCUGCGGCAUGCAGCGAGCUCCGGCUGUAACAUCGCUUCUUAUUAUUCCCACAAAAGUUCCGAAGCGGCUGUAAUGCGUAUAUUUUAACUAUUUCGCCGUGUUUUGCACCUGCUUUAGCGGACACCGCGUCGACACAGUGCGGAUUCGUGACACAAUAACGCGCUUUCCCACCGCCGGGAGUGGGAUACUUGAACCUUUAUCGUAAUGGAGAUUGGGGAGGUUUACACUCAAGGUCAUUGAGUGUUUUAAGGCUGUGUUUGUUAUUCAUGUGCAGCGCUGUCUUAGUCUUUUAGCGCAGCAGCCUACAAUUGUCAGUUCAGUGUGUGUGUGUAUAUGUGUGUGUGUGUGAGAGAGAGAGAGUGCACGAGUGUGUGAGUGUGUGUGUGUGCGUGUGUUGUUAUUACACGGUGCAGCCAGGCGAGACCCCCGCUGUGGAGUUAUAUUUACAUUUCUGUUCGACAACAUGGAUGGGAAAUUGAAGCAGGGGGGUCGCAGGGCCAAGCGGGAGAGGGUGCGGAGGUUGCGGGAGGCAGGAAGCAGAGACAGCCCCAACUCCUCCUGCUCUGACCGGGAGGGAGGACUCAGUCCGGGGAGGGACGCCGCCUCCCUGCCCGGUAAGAAGGCGCCGCGCCCCGCAGCCGCCGCCAGAGCCCCGCGGCCCCCCCGCAGGAAGAGACGGGAGUCCAGCUCACAGGAGGAGGACAUCAUUGAUGGAUUUGCUAUCAGCAGCUUCAUCAGCCUGGACCGUCUGGAGAAGAAAACCGGAGUUGUGAAGACCCAGGAGAAGAAGGAGCGGUGGAAGGAGAAAAAGGUGGCGAAGCGGCAGAAGAAGGAUGACGAGGAGGUGGAAGAGGAAGAGGAGAAUGUGCAGCCGGUGGUGGAUCCUCUGGAGAACGGCUUCCUUCAUCACGCCCAGCGGGAGCAGGAGAGGAUGACGGACAGGCUGCUGAAGAGGACGUACUCCAAGAAGAACAAAAUGAUCAAGCCUUUAGCGCUCCGCCCGGUCAAAGUCAGCGAGGACGAGGCGGUGCAGGAACUGAGCCGACCGCACAGGAGCAACUCCAAGGAGCAGCUCAGCGAGAGCUCCACUCACUCGCUGUCAGGCCGCGGCUACUCGGUGCAGCCAGCAGCAGUGGCCCUCCUCAAGUGUGACAGCCAGAGUGACAUUGACGAAAAGGUGUCUGAUGUAGGAUCGGAGAAGCUCUUUUCCCCCACCACACCCAAAGGUGUGCCGGCGAAUGAGUGUCCGGAGUCUAAGCCUUGCAGCGCAGCCAAAGUAUCGGGGCUCCAGCGCAGCCAGGAGCAGAGCAUCAGUGCGGUGCCCUUCACCCCCCCGGUGCCCAGUCCCACCCCAGCGUCGGCGCCUACGGGCUCCCCGGCCCCGGCUGCAGCGGCGGCCCCCCCAGAGCCCCCUAGGUCGCGCCUGCCCAGCCCGCCUCCUCUCAGCGUCAAGAGGGAGCACCAACCUCGGCCCCCUCUCCCCACCCCCCCCUUGCUGAGGGCUCAACCCCACCCUCAGCCACACCCGCCACACCCGCACUUUCACCAGGACCCCCGGGUUCUGCCGCCCCCGCAGCACCAUGCACGGCCAAUAAUCAGCCAGGUGCAUCACCCGCUGCAGUACAGCAGCCUGCACGACAUCAGCCACAGCAGCAGUCCGUUGGGUCUCCCCAAGCAGCACCUGCCCCCGUCCCCCCACCACCACGUCAGCGGGCUCCCGUCCUCCGCCCCCGCCUUGCCUCUAUCUAUAGCUAACCUCUCUACCUCGCACUAUUCCUCCCUCCGGAGCCCGGCCCAUCGCCAUCCGGCCAUGUUUGCAACCCCAGCCACACUGCCCCCACCACCGACCUUACCGACCAACAGUUUAGUGGUGCCCGGGCACCCCGCCGGCACCCCCUACCCAGAUACCAGCCUGUUGAUAUCAUUCAACCAACCUAUCAUGUAUUGCCAGCCUCAUUCGGGGAUUCUGAUUGGCACAUUGUCACAGGCAACUCUCUUACCACCACCAAUGAGUCCCCACGUAGAAAACCCUCACAGCAUGAGCUGGAGAAACAGAGAAUGCCAGGUGACUAUUUCCUCUUCUUCCCUUGUUGUGAAAACUGACUCGGCGCCCGUGCCUCUUUUUUUUUUUUCCUGUGUCUUCCCUCUCUCCCCCCCGACCCCCCUUUGUUAUUUCUUUUUGUUUUGGUUUUCCUCGCUCUCCUUUCUCACAGAGCAUGACCUCCUGAGGCAGGAGCUGAACAACCGCUUCCUGGUUCAGAGUUCAGAGCGGGGCCGGGGGCCAUCCGCCUCUCCACUGGCCCCCGUGUCGCUCCUGAGGGCCGAGUUUCACCAACACCAGCACAUGCACCAGCACCAACACACCCACCAGCACACCUUCACGCCCUUUCCCGCCAGUCUGCCCCCGGCCGCCAUCCUCACCCCGCCCACCGCACCCCCCAUGGUGCGUACGCAAGCCAGAAAUUACGACAAAUACACCCCCAAACUGGACAAUCCAUUCAUCAGACAUUCAAACUUCUUCCCCUCCUAUCCCCCCACCAUGCCAGGCAUGCCCCCGCUGCUCCCACACUCAGGACCCUUCAGCUCGCUGCAAGGAGCCUUCCAGCCCAAGGCAUCUAAUUCCAUUGACGUUACGGGACGUCCCGGAGCAGUACCUCACACACUCCUGCAGAAGGAUCCACGGAUAUCAGAUCCAUACAGGACGUCCGUCAGGAAACCUGGCAAGUGGUGCGCAGUGCAUGUCCAGAUCGCAUGGCAGAUCUACCACCACCAGCAGAAAAUGAAGCAAAUGCAGCUGGAUCCUCACAAACUUGACAUGAAUGGGAAGUUGGACCUGUUCAGUCGACCUCCAGCUCCUGGAGUGUUCCCAGGGUUUCCAUACCCUCACGACCUGGCACGACCCCUCUUCUCUUCCACAGGCCCUGGCCACCCUGCCCCCUCUCCGUACGGCCAUGUCCCCCACCCCAGCGGCUUCCUGCCUCCUAGCCAUUUGGCAGGUAAGUAUCCUUUCAGUCGCUCCAGUUCCUAUGGCGGCCUCGGCAACCUUUCAACCAGUGCCUUCGGAGGAUUAGGCAACCCCUCGCUUGGGUCCAACAGCAUGUUCGGCACCAAAGAGGGGCCAGGAGGAAUGCCCACAUUCGGCAACCCCCACCACGACACCUGGAACAGACUACGACGCACACCGCCAUCUUUCCCGACCCCGCCACAGUGGCCCAAAAGCGCUGACGCAGAGAGGAGCAGCUCGGCCAACAGCCACGAGAGAGAGAGGGAGAGGGAACGGGAGAGAGAAAGAGAAAGGGAGAGGGAACGGGAGAAGAGAGAGUCGUCUGUCGGGAAAGAGGAGAAGGAUAAAGACAGGGAUUCUGUGGACCGCAAUCGCCACUCCAACCGUUCGUCUCCGGCCUCGGCACCGGUCAGCUACCAGAUCAGCAGCCUGAUCCGCUCCAACAGCCAGAACUCCUGUGACUCGGGGCGACACCACAGCGGCAGCGUGGAUCGGGUACGCGAGGCGGAGAAAGAGCUGCUGGAGCGCCACAGAGAGUCUUCCACGCUGGGCGACGUGAAGGUGAAGGAGAGCCGCUCGCCGGGCAAGGAAAUGCUGGAGAGGAGAUCCUCAGAGGACUCCAUCAAAACCACUCAACGAUCUCCGUCCCCCUACUCCAAGGCGGGGAUCAACGAGCAGGGCAUGAAGAUGGCAGGUGGGCCCCCGCCUACGCUCAAGGACAGCGACCGGAAGGAGCCGCCGAUAGAGCUCCUCCACAAGGUGAAAAAUGACAUGAAGAUUAAGGAGGAGAGGAAGGAGGAGCAGGAGGUCAUGGUGGUGAGUUCUGAGCCUGCACCUCAACCACAACCCCAAUCUCUUCCUCCUCAAAUCAGCCAGACUAUGAACCCGCACCACCACCACCCGCCGUUAGCCCACCAGGCCCCUCUCCCCUCACAUCGAGGCAGUGACCUUUCAGCUCCAGGCAUGCACGGCGUCCCCAUGGCUCACUCUCUGCCUCUCUCCAUGGGGGGCAUGCCUCAGAUGGGCAGCCUUAACGUGCUAGAUCGGGCUCGUAUGGCUCCCUUUAUGGGUGUGAGCCCUCUUGCGGGAAGGGAACGCCUCCCCCACCCGUCCUUCCCCUGGGACCCGCUCCGAGAGGCGUACCGCAGCCUGGACCUGCAGCGGCGCAUGGACUUCCAGCUCAGGGCGGAGCAGGGCCACCGCUUCCCCAGCAUGUACGAGCAGGAGAGAGCGUACCGCGAGAGGGAGGCGCACGACUACUCCCACCACGAGCACCUGUUGGAGGUGCGCCGGGAGCACGAGAGGAUGAGGCAGCAGGCGGAAGAGCGAGAGCGCCAGCACCUGAGGGAGGAGCUAGACAGAGCGCGCCUCCAUCAGCUGCACCAGUCCCCGAUGGAGGGCCAUCUACCCCACAUGCCCCCUUUUAUGCCCCACCUAGGCGGCAUGCCCUACCCUAGACUCAGCCCCUCUACGGGACACAACGGCCCCUUGAACAGGACACCCCCCACGGCUGCAUUAAGCGCACCUCCACCCCUUGUGCCAGCUGGCAGUGCCAGGCCAGUCUCACCCAGGAGGACUACCCCCCUCACCUCCACCCAGGACCCCCGGGACUACUCGCCAUCUCGCAACCCCAAAGAGGUAGAGGCUCGGUAGCUUCUUUAAAAAGCCUGUCAGCCCCCUAAUCUGAACAAAAUGCACUGCUCUCCCCCAGGAAAGAGCAAACCUCCCUAAGGGAAAGGGUAUGAUUGUACAAAGUAAAGGUGUGUCAGGCUGAUUAAGCACAUGCCAUGACUUUAUUUUUAACGGACUGGAGGUGGAACAAUGUCGGUAAAGAGAACAUAAAUAUGUGUAUGUUUAUAUCCGGCUUAAAUAUUUGAUAAUUAUUAAUAUAUUAAUCAAAUACCUUUUUUCAGCUUUGUGCGAAAAAGAGAGGUCCUGAAAUGAGUUUGUACAUUUCCUAUCCUUGUUCCGUGUAUAGAUAUCAUUUCUAUGAAUUUUAUGUAUUUGUGCAUUAGUCACGCCUUUUACAAUAUUUAUCCCAGUUGACCGUGAGACAUAUCCAUUAUGACCCACUGUAAAGACUGGAUUUAAUUUCAACUUUCAGUAAUUUAACCUCAUGGUACCAGGAUAUCCUCAAUGAUGACAAUACGGAUUUUUGUUUUUGCCUUUGAGAUAUGCAGAUAAAUAUAUAUUAUGAGGUCUUUGUUCAGUCUCUGAUGUAAAUAACCUGUUGAUAUUUCUUCGCUGCAGAAUUACCGUGUACAUUUAUUAGUCUUUUUAACCAUUUCUAGAAAAAUGAAAUGAAAUUAAACAUGGAGGGGGGGAUCACGUCCCGGUUGGAUAUCAUGGAAACAGACAAGCCUGGCCAAUGGGUGUUUGACUGGAGGGUGUUGUAAGGGGGGCCUACAAGGAUCAUCUGCAAUCUAUGCAAAGCAGCACACAGCACCCUUAUGAACCCGGAGGGAGCGGACGAUACCGAGAGACUCUUGGAUUAACACAUGUUUGUAGAAAAAGGAUGGAAUUAUGAAAAGACUACCAAGUCAAAAACUGGACCAGCCCCGGACAGAAAAAUAAGGACACUUUUUUUUGAGUGGGCGGCUAAACGGACUUUCUCUGUCAACCUUGUGGUGUUGUGCAGUUGUUUUUCUUAGACUCUUGUAUACAAAACAAGUAGAGUUUUAGGCGUGCAAAAAAAUGAAAAUGAACAUUCUUGGUUUAAAAUGUACGGAAUAAAGUUUGGACCUAAUGUCA